AUGUCACCUAACAAUACAGUCCAGGACGCGGUGCAGUCCUCAUCUCUAUCUGACCCUGAAAAAUUCUGGGACAAACAUGGCAAAGAGCUGUACUGGCACAGACCAUACAGUGCUGCUCUCCGCCAGACCACCAAGAAGUUACCAGACGGUACUUCACAUCCCCACUGGUCCUGGUUUCCAGAUGGUGAGAUUAGUACAACAUACAACUGCUUAGAUCGCCAUGUCAAGGCCGGCAAUGGUGACAAGCUUGCCAUGAUUUGGGACAGUCCCGUGAGUGGCUCGAAAGAGAAGUACACGUACAAUCAGAUGUUGGAUGAAGUGGAACUGCUUGCGGGCGUGUUGAGAGAUCAGGGCAUCAAGAAAGGAGAUGUCGUUCUGAUCUAUAUGCCUAUGAUUCCACCGGCGAUAUUCGGCAUGCUGGCGGCUGUCCGACUGGGUGCGAUGCAUGCCGUCGUUUUUGGUGGAUUCGCUGCCAACAGUUUGGCGCAAAGAAUAGAAGAUGCAAAGCCAAAAGUCAUUCUGACUGCCAGUUGUGCGAUUGAGGGUGCUAAAGGUCCUCUGGCUUAUCAACCCUUGGUCGAAGGCGCGAUCCAGCAGAGCAAAUGGAAGCCUAAUCAGACCAUCAUUUGGCAGCGAGACGUCAAGAGGUGGAAUCCCGUCAAAGAGGACGAGGGCCAGAGUGAUUGGCAGGCUUUGAUCAAAAUGGCAAGGUCUCGAGGUCUCAGGGCUGAGGCUGUUCCGGUGAAGAGCACCGAUGGUAUUUAUAUUAUCUACACAAGUGGUACCACUGGAUUACCAAAAGGCGUUCUUCGUGAAGCAGGUGGCCAUGCUGUCGGAUUGAAUUUGAGCGUGAAAUACCUGUUUGAUGUCAAAGGUCCAGGUGAUGUCAUUUUUACCGGUAGUGAUAUCGGUUGGGUCGUGGGUCAUUCAUACAUUGUAUAUGCACCUCUCCUCGCUGGAGCAACAACAAUCCUCUUUGAAGGCAAGCCCAUUGGCACUCCUGAUGCGGGUGCUUUCUGGCGCAUGGUUGAUGAACACCAAGUCACAACCUUGUUCACCGCGCCUACUGCUCUGAGGGCCAUCAGGAAAGAAGACCCGACGGACAAGUUCUUCAAAGAUCGUGGUGGAAAGGGCCGUUUGAGGCAUCUGCGUGCUCUAUUCCUGGCUGGAGAGAGAUCGGAACCUUCCAUCAUCACACAUUAUCAACAGCUUUUGAGCAAAUACGCCGCACCGGACGCUCGAGUCAUUGAUCAUUGGUGGUCAAGUGAAUCUGGAAGUCCCAUGACGGGGAUUGCCCUCCGCCCUGCGAUCGGGCAGAAGCAUCACAGUCGCGACGAGCACAAGGCUCUAGCCAUUAAACCUGGUAGCGCUGGCAAACCCAUGCCAGGGUUCGAUGUCCGCAUCGUAGAUGAUGAGGGUAAAGAGGUCGGACAAGGCAAGAUGGGCAAUAUCGUUCUGGCCAUGCCAUUUGCACCGACUGGGUUCACCACUCUAUUUAACGACGAUCCACGCUUCUACAAGGGGUACUUGAGGCGAUUUGAUGGCAAAUGGUUGGAUACGGGCGACGCAGGUAUGAUUGACCAAGAUGGCUAUGUACAUGUCAUGAGUCGAAGUGACGAUAUUAUCAACGUCGCCGCGCAUCGCUUUAGCACAGGUGCCAUCGAACAAGCAAUCACAUCCCACGACUCUGUUGCUGAAGCAUGUGUGGUGGGAAUUCCGGAUGCCAUGAAAGGACAUUUACCGUUUGCAUUUGUGAUACCUUCAACGACAUCUGAUUCGAAUCUGCCGGCCACGCCGUCAAAGGAAUUCUUCACCGGCAUCAACAAUAUUGUCCGAUCACAAAUCGGUGCAAUCGCUUCACUAGGAGGUAUCGUUCAAGGCAAAGGCAUGAUCCCAAAGACUCGCAGUGGUAAGACGCUUCGACGGGUAUUGCGAGAGCUUGUGGAGAAUGGUGCCGAGGGUCACUUCGAUAAGGAAGUCAACGUCCCAGCGACGGUAGAAGACCGUGAGGUCGUGGAAGUGGCCAGACAGCGAGUCAAGGAGUGGUUCGAAGAGCGGAAGAAACAAACCGGAAAGGCCAAACUGUAG
Molecule: messenger RNA, 2088 nt
Organism: Exophiala aquamarina CBS 119918
Lineage: Eukaryota; Fungi; Ascomycota; Eurotiomycetes; Chaetothyriales; Herpotrichiellaceae
Product: propionyl-CoA synthetase
Exons: 2
Coding region: 1-2088 (695 amino acids)
Source: RefSeq, a predicted model, not a curated record